Messenger RNA from Scomber japonicus (chub mackerel), 2661 nucleotides. Its product is annotated as trichohyalin-like. The coding region runs from base 124 to 2661 and encodes 845 amino acids. Lineage: Eukaryota; Metazoa; Chordata; Actinopteri; Scombriformes; Scombridae. The transcript has 2 exons. The record is from RefSeq and is a predicted model, not a curated record.
CCCAAUAUCACAAGACUGACACAAGAACAACAAACAAGUGAGAGCAUUGUACUGGCAGAAAGAGAAGAAGUGGAACUUUUGAGACAGGAUCUUAACAAGAAAGAGGAGGAAGUUGAAGCUGUCAUGAAUAGCAUUACUGGAGAAAGAGAACAACUCAGUCAGAUGAAGAUGGACAUCGAGAAGGAGAAAGAAAUACUUCUCAUUGAGAAAAAAGGAUGGAAGCAGUUGUUUGUGUUGGAAAAACAAGAACUUGAAAACUUGAAGGCAGCACUGAAACAAGACAGAGAGGAUCUUGAUCAAAUGAAUGAUAUGUUGAAGAAAGAGAAGCUGGAUUUGGAGCAGAUGAGGUCUGAUAUCCAGAAGCAGAUUAAUAAAUUAGAACAAGAUAAAGAUGAAGAACAACAACUGAAGGAACCCAAGAUCACAAGACUGACACAAGAACAACUAACCAGUGAGACCAUUGUACUAACAGAAAGAGAAGAAGUGGAACUUUUGAAGAAGGAUCUCAACAAGAAAAAGGAAGAAGUUGAAAUUGCCAUGAACAGCAUCAGGGGAGAGAGAGAACAACUCAGUCAGAUGAAUAUUGGCAUUGAGAGACAGAAAAACAUACUUUUCAAUGAGAAAGAAGAUUGGAAAAGAACAUUUGAGAUUGAAAAACAACACCUUGAAAACUUGAAGGCAGCGCUGAUUCAAGACAGAGAGGAUCUGGAUAGAAUGAAUGAGAUGAUGAGAAAAGAGAAGCUGGACUUGGAGCUGAUGAGGUCUGAUAUUCCAAAGGAGAUUAGGACAUUAGAACAAGAUAAAGAUGAUGAAGUACAAUUAAAGGAACCCAGGACCACAAGACUGACACAAGAACAACUAACCAGUGAGAGCAUUGUACUGGCAGAAAGAGAAGAAGUGGAACUUUUGAAGAAAGAUCUCAACAAGAAAAAGGAAGAAGUUGAAAUUGCCAUGAACAGCAUCAGGGGAGAGCGAGAACAACUCAGUCAGAUGAAUAUGGGCAUUGAGAGACAGAAAGAACUACUUUUCAAUGAGAAAGAAGAAUGGAAGAGAACAUUUGGGAUGGAAAAACAACACCUUGAAAACUUGAAGGCAGCGCUGAUUCAAGACAGAGAGGAUCUGGAUAGAAUGAAUGAGAUGAUGAGAAAAGAGAAGCUGGACUUGGAGCUGAUGAGGUCUGAUAUUCCAAAGGAGAUUAGGACAUUAGAACAAGAUGAACAGGAAGAAACAGAACUGAAGGAACCCAAGAUCACAAGACUGAUGCAAAAAAAGCAAACAAGUGAGAGCAUUGCACUGGAAGAAAGAGAAGAAGUGGAACUUUUGAGAAAGGAUCUCAACAAAACGAAGGAAGAAGUUGAAGCUGCCAUGAACAUCAUCAGUGGAGAGAGAGAACAACUCAGUCAAAUGAAAAUGGGCAUUGAAAAAGAGAAAGAGAAACUUUUCUAUGAGAAAGAAGAAUGGAAGCAAACGUUUGAGAUGGAAAAACAAGACCUUGAAAACUUGAAGUCAGAGCUGAAACAAGAGAGAGAAGAUCUAGGUAAGGUGAAUGAGAUGAUGAAAAAAGAGAAACUGGACUUGGAGUUGAUGAGUUCUGGCAUCCAGAAGCAGAUCAGUACAUUAGAGCAAGAUAAACAAGAAGAAGUAGAACUGAAGGAACCCAUGAUCACAAGACUGAUACAAGAACAGAAAACCAGUGAGACUAUUGCACUACCAGAAAGAGAAGAACUUGAACUUGUGAGAAAGGAUCUCACCAAGAAAGAGGAGGAAGUUGAAGCUGUCAUGAACAGCAUCACUGGAGAGAGAGAACAACUCAGUCAGAUGAAGAUGGACAUCGAGAAAGAGAAAGAAAUACUUCUCAAUGAGAAAAAAGGAUGGAAGCAAAUGUUUGUGAUGGAAAAACAAGAACUUGAAAGCUUGAAGGCAGCACUGAAACAAGACAGAGAGGCUCUAGAGCAAAUGAAUGAGAUGUUGAAGAAAGAGAAGCUGGGAUUGGAGCUGAUGAGAUCUGAUAUCCAGAAGCAGAUUAAUAAAUUAGAACAAGAUGGAGAUGAUGAAGUACAAUUAAAGGAACCCAAGACCACAAGACUGACAAAAGAACAGCAAACCAGUGAGAGCAUUGUACUGGAAGAAAGAGAAGAAGUGGAACUUUUGAAGAAUGAUCUCCACAAGAAAACGGAAGAAGUUGAAAUUGCCAUGAACAGCAUCAGGGGAGAGAGAGAACAACUCAGUCAAAUGAAAAUGGGCAUUGACAGAGAAAAUGAAAUACUUAUCAAUGAGAAAGAAGGAUGGAAGAAAACAUUUGAGAUGGAAAAACAAGAUCUUGAAAACUUGAAAGAUCAGAUGACACAAGAGAAAGAGGAUCUGGAUAGAUUCAAUGAGAAGAUGAAGAAAGAGAAACUGGACUUGGAGUUGAUGAGGUCUGACAUCCUCAAACAAACUGACUUAUUACAACGAGAUAAAGCAGAUAUCAAAAACCAAAAAGACAAGUUAGAAAUGACAAAGGCUGCGCUUCAAAAGAAGAAAGAAUAUGCUGACAGUCUGUUUGAUGAGAUAAACAGAGAGAAAUCCAACAUUAAAGAUCUGACCCUUCAGGUUCAGACAGCAAGAGACCAACUGGAAAACGUCAUGAACAUUAUUAAAGAGAAGAACUUGAACUUUUGA